Messenger RNA from Lactuca virosa, 561 nucleotides. NCBI's taxonomy places the organism in Eukaryota, Viridiplantae, Streptophyta, Magnoliopsida, Asterales, Asteraceae. The record is from the annotation of a GenBank genome assembly.
AUGUUAGCUGGGGAGAAGUCCGCCGUUGAGGAUCAAGUGGUGACCCUAGACAUGGAAGUGGAUCGCCUAUCUCAACAGGUGCAGUGUUUGGAGGCGAAUAAGGGAACGUUGGAAGGAUGCUUGAGACAGCAGAGUGAACAUAUGGAAAGUGAGGCAUUAAAAAGGAACACUUUAGAGGAAGACUUGGCAUGGGUCCUCCAGAAGGGGGUGAUCCGUGUGGUGGACCGUGUCAUUGAAAGCGGCGAUUUUUCCCUUGGGAUUCGGCGCAUGAAGUCUGCAUGUGUGGUCGCUGGUAUGGAGAGCGGUAAGGAGGCGGUACGGAAGCAGUUGGCUAUUGGUCAUUUUAAUCCAUCAGAGUCGAAUGAUGUGAUCCAAUCUGCCCACACGAUGCGUGCUUCCAUAAAGGCCUGUGCUCAAACGGACUUCGUGUCGUACCUUCGCUUGGGCGAGUUGGACCUUACCAGCCUUCGUCAGCUGUGUUGUGAUUCCAACUCCGAAGGACCAGUCUUGGAUAGCGGAUCAGGAGGUGUUGGUCCAUCUUCUCUCCCUCAUGGUAAUUGA